Molecule: messenger RNA, 771 nt
Organism: Chaetura pelagica (chimney swift)
Lineage: Eukaryota; Metazoa; Chordata; Aves; Apodiformes; Apodidae
Gene: MBL
Product: surfactant protein D
Exons: 4
Coding region: 1-771 (256 amino acids)
Biological process (GO): positive regulation of phagocytosis; surfactant homeostasis
Cellular component (GO): multivesicular body; rough endoplasmic reticulum
Source: RefSeq, a predicted model, not a curated record
AUGCCUCUACUUCUUCCUUUCAAUGCUUUGGUGUUUUGGCUGUCACUGUUGAUGGUAACAAGUUCCAUUAACACAGAUAAGACUGAAGAGAAAAUUUCUUCCUGCACAGUAGUUCAGUACAGUGCUCCUGCAGUCCAUGUCUUACAAGGCAGAGAUGGAAGAGAUGGUCCCAAAGGUGAAAAGGGAGAACCAGGAGAAGGACUGAGAGGUCUACAUGGUUCCCCUGGAAAAAUGGGACCUCCAGGAAUAAAAGGAGACUCAGGACCACAAGGAGAGAAAGGAGAAAAAGGAGAAUGUGGAAGUGUAGUAACUGAUGACCUGCUGAGACAAGUAACUGCUUUGGAAAUAAAAGUACAGGUUUUGGAGGCUGAACUAAAUAGAUAUAAAACAGCUUUGAUCUUGAAGAACAUAAAGAGUAUUGGUAAAAAAAUAUUUGUCUCAACUGGAAAAGAAGAUACUUUUGACAAUGGAAAAUCCCUUUGUGCACAAGCUGGAAGUGUCCUUGCUUCUCCUAUGAAUGAGGCUGAGAAUACAGCUUUGAAAGACUUAAUGAGACCUUCAAAGAAUGCAUAUCUGGGGAUAUCUGAUGAACAAACUGAAAGCACGUUCAUAUAUCUGAAUGGAGGGGCUAUAACUUACACAAACUGGAAAGCUGGAGAACCAAAUAAUGCAAAUAAUGAAGACUGUGUAGUAAUACAAGACUCUGGAAAAUGGAAUGACAUUAGUUGUUCAGACUCUCAUGCUUUAAUUAUUUGUGAACUCUUGAGCUGA